This is a messenger RNA of Moneuplotes crassus, 3018 nucleotides long. NCBI's taxonomy places the organism in Eukaryota, Ciliophora, Spirotrichea, Euplotida, Euplotidae. The record is from the annotation of a GenBank genome assembly.
AUGGACCCUAACGGCAUCCUUGUAAAGUCACUGUAUAAUUGAAAGUCUUCUCCAGAUAUUGCAAGCAGUAUUUCGAUAAAGAGGAGAGAGAAUUCCCAGAUUGACAAUGAUCUCUCAAGUCACCACCGAAUUCUAGAGGAAGAAUUAGGAAGUGAUAGUCAGUCAUUGAAAAGGAAAAAUCUUCAUGAAUCCUCCUGCCAGGACUCCAGAGAGGGUACUUUUGGUGCUUACCCUAACAGGAACCCUACUGAUAGGUUCAGGAAUAUUGGUCAGAGCGUUUCUCCCAGUAAUGAAUGCAGGAUUGUCAAAAACAAUCAUAAUUACAAUAUUCGGGGGAAUAGCGGUCCUACUUUGCUAAGAAAUUUAACUCUAACAGAUAAAAGAGGAGAUAAAAAGAAGAUUAAAUAAGAAAAGUCACCAGAAGAAAAAGUUCUCUCAGAUGACGAAUCAGAUAACUGGCUCAAUGGAUGUACUAACCCAAAAAGAUUUUCAACCUGCUUCUCAGAACGAUCCCUUCGGCUCUGUGAGAGCUAGUAGGAGGGGACCUAGAAGUGGGGCAAGAAAUCAUCACGAUGAUGAUUGUGAAGUUGUCAGUCCCAUGAUUCUUAGAACUAUCCAGCACAGAGGGGCAGAUCAAUCAGAGAGCUUUGAUGUCCCAGAAGUGACCAACACUCAUUCCGUUCAGAUGAAAAAGCUCAUUGGCAAGCUUCAGACUCGGCUUGAAGAAGAGAUGGCAGAUAAGUUUCAUGAAAUGGACCGCAAAAUCAAAGCCUUGAAAGCCGAGAAUGAGUUGAACUCCCAAGGAAUCACAAAGCCUGAGAUCAAAAGACUCAUCAAUGAGGAGAAGGACAAUAUCAUCGAGGAGCUCAAGCACCACCAAAAAGGAAUCAUUCGCAAAGAAGUUCACCACAGAGUGCGCUCUGAAGUACAGGAGUUAGAAAAGAAGGUCUCUAUGAAGCUAGAAUCCAGCUAUCAGGAAAACUUUGAGGCCAUUAAAUUCUUGAGCGAUAAGGUCAAGCAGUGCAUCGACCAGUCUAGAGAACAAAGAGAUUUCUCUCUUGAACUAUCUAACCUGAAGAGUAGGAUCAAUGAGAUCAACAGAAAUGUUAACACAAGGCAAAACAAAGCCUUUAUCUCAGCUGAGAAGACUGAGCAUGAUCUUGUCUGGGAGAAAGUAGAUACUAAAUUAGACAAAAUUUAUGAAUUCCAACAGAAAAUUGGUGCAUCAGGCUCAAACACAGAAGAAAGCAAGAAAGCUUACAAUCAAUUCGGUGAUGCAAUCGUUGGCCUUGUCAAGAACCUUGUCAAAGGUAACCAAGAAGGAAAGGAUGAUGAGAUAAAUGGCUUUAACAAUAUGAUUAACUGCUUUAAUAGUAGUAUUGACAAAAUACAGCAUAAAAAUAAUAAACCGGAAGCUAAUCAAGCCUCUCAAGACAAGACAAUAUCACCAGCUAAUUUCGGGAAAGUUAUGGAUCGUAUGGCCGAACUUGUAGAGAAAUGGCAGAGACAUGAUGAAAAAUCUCUCCCUAGACCGGGCUCCACUCAAGAGAAGAUGAACUCAGACAGCAAGAUGGAGAUGUCUGAAGAUAGACAGUUCCUAGAAGAUGUGUCCAGUGUCUGGCAAGCCAAAUUUAACGAGCUCUCUGAAGAAAUUAAUGAUAUCAAGAGUUCAACAAAUAAUGAGUUCAAUAAUGUUCAUGACCUUAUCGAAGCCCUCCAGGAUGACCUUAAGACAGCUAAAAACAAGGAAUCUAAGUCAGAUGACUUGCUGCAGGAGAAUAUUAAGUCAAAAUUCGAGUUCUUUGCUAAGAACAUUAACGAAAUUUAUUCCUUAAUGGAUAUCAUCAAGAAGAAACUUAAGAAUAAUUCUCCAUCCAAGAGCAAUGAAGUGAUUAUUUCCAGACUUAACGGUUAUGGAAAGAGCAUUAAGAACCUGAAUGAUCUCUACCAAGGGACUUCAGAGAUCAAUGCAUUCUGUAAAAAGACCAUAAUAGAUACUAACAAGAAAAUAAACCUGUUUAUUAUGAGCACUGCUGAGCUUGUCAAAAAGGGUGGGAAUCUCACUCAAGAUGACCUCGACAGUAUUGCCAUGAAAGUCAAGGAUACUACACUCAACGAGUGAGGAAUUGGAGAAGACAUCAAGAUCUUUGACCACAUCGAUGAUUUGAAGCAAGGUUUUAACAAAUGCAAGAAUGCCAAUAUUAAGAGAUUCCAAGAAAUUCAAGAUUCUCAGAGCAAGGAAGUUGAAAUGCUGCUUGAAAAGAUUCAGAAACUCCAGGUUACUCAAAGACAAGUCUCAGCUCCAAAAAUUCAGAAAGAAAUCAGACCUCAUCACAUGAAUAAUUUUGGAUUUGAGGAUAAGGAGAAUCCAGUUAGAAUCAAUUCAAGUGUGAAGAAGUUGAAAGACGGCUCAAUCAUGGAUUCUGCCGAGUACCUCUCCCCUGUAAAUCAUAGAUCGAUCAACGAUAAUGGCACUGAGAUUAUCGUGCUUUCUGAGAAGGACAUAAACAGGGACACUUCUUCUCAGUAUACAGAGGAUAGUAAAGCUUUCAACCUGACUCCUGAGAUGAUCCAAGACUUAUGUACGAAGAGGAGCGAUGCAAAGGAUCCCUCUAAGCCUGUAAAUUAUCUUCCUUAUGACAUGGAAGGGUCUGAUAUCUCCUUCGCUAGAAGAAGCAGUAGUAAACAAAGUAUAAAAAUCAAAAAGAGAGAUUCUGGAAUCAAAGGGUCGAUAGUUUCUUCGAGCUCAUUAAAGAGAUCGACAGACUCAAGGAACAUCUUCGGGAAUAAGAACACGAAGAGUUCUGGGGAGAAACCCAAAAGAAAUAUCUUCUCAAGACCAUUCUCUGUGAAGAACGAGAAUAGAAAUGUAUCCGUCCUCAGAAUGUAAAGAACUCAGCUGCACUAUGAAGGAUGAAAUGACUGUGGGGCUACAGAAUCUGGUCAGGGUUUAACGACGAGGGAAGACCUAGAUAUAUGAUUCAGCUCUUUUUCGGUCAUUUUAACCUAUACUCAGAC